CUUCUGUGUACAGUAUACCUGCAGUUGAUGCCCUGGCAACAAUAGAUAACUAAGCAGACAGAGUUGCUCAAUAACCUGCAUUUUCUCGAAGGCUUUUUUUAUGUCGGUACACCUGAAGUGAAACUGGGUGUGUCUUUCAGAUUUGAAUCAGCUCCGUUCAAGCACAGCCUUGCAUUAACCUUAACAGAUGGAUCAUGGGUUACAUGCAUCAAAAUGAAUCUUUCGGAUAGACAGGCCACUUUUUUUUGACAUGUUAGUGUGACGUCAGAUCCUCACGAGAUCUGCAGAUGCAAAGCAGACAGGCUCGAUGGGUUUCGACUGCGCGGAGAUGUAAUAGAUGGCUCUCUCGCUUUGAUAACAUGACCGGAAGCCAGCUGAACUUUGGCCUCUCUGUAGGUUAACGCGAAGGAAGACUGGAAGAGUUUCUGGAUUUGACUGAAUCAAUGAAGUGUUAUGAGAUGCUGGAGUGACGGCAACUGAGGAAACAUGCAUGUUUUUAGACUGGGUCUUUUUCUUCUGAUCACUACGGUGGUGUCCGCUCAGGUGCAGCUCCAGCCUCUGAAUGCAGCGGUGCUCCGUGGGUCCAAGGCCCGGUUCAACUGCAGCACAACUCAGCCCCCAUCCGUCAUGACCGUGAUGGUCAACGGACGCUUGGUUAUCACCAUUCUGGAAUCAUCUGGGGUGCUGAACAGCACGGAUCGCUUUUCUGCCACAAAUUUCACCACGCCUGGAGAUUACAGAUGGGAGUUUGUAAUUAGCAACGUGCAGAGAAGCGAUGCGGGUGAAGUCACCUGUCAGGUUUUGGGUGGAGCGCCUAUAAUGGCCAGUCUGUCUGUGCAAGAACGUGGCAGCGUGGAGAUCGUAGGUGGGAAUCAGACCAAAACGGAAGGAGCUCAGACGACGUUCCAGUGCCGGGCCGUGGGCUGGUUUCCUGAACCCAAUAUAUCCUGGUCUGUUAACGGAGUGGCGUAUUUCUGCAACACGAGCUCUGUAACACAGGGAAACCUGUUUAACUCCAGCUGCGUGCUGGCGGUCUCCGCCGUCAAAAACUCUUCUGUCCAGUGUCUGGUCAAGAUACCAGCUCUGAGCGCUGCGGACAGCAGCACGGUCUUCCUGACCGUUGAAAAGCUCGCUAAAAGAGACCAGACGGUGUUGAUCGCUGUCACUGUGGCCUUCAGUGCUGCAGCUCUGUUGUUUCUAAUUAUCUAUGGCAUUAUUUUCUUCUGCAAGAGAAGGAAGAAAAAGUCAAGCUACCAGGAGGAGAUCAGGAGGGCCCGAGCCCAGUCCCAUAGCAGGACGCCUGCCACAGAAAAUGUGCGAGGACGGGACAACCGAGGAUAUACUAGAGACACGCAUGAUGGACACAGCAAUGGAGUCUGGUACAUAAACCACUCGAACAAAAAUCAGAUGCCUGAUGGCUUUUUUGAUGAUGGUCACAGAAACCACAGGCACAUGACCAUCGUCUAGAGACUGACUAGAUGCUGGACAAAUAGCAGGUUUUCUGGUUCUCUUCUUCUCUCUUGUACAUACAUUCAUGAUUUUAGGUUUAAUUACAGAAGAAAGAUAACUUGAAGGACUUCAUAUUAGCACUUAUGCCGGUCUGUUUCACCUCCACUGGAUUAUUUAUUGAAGCACAGAAGGAUUUUCUUGGUGGUCUCAGACUUUUUUAAAUGCAUCUUGUUUAAAAAUGAUGAAAGGAAUAAGAUUAUAGUAUACCAAAAUUACAUUAUAGAGUAAAGUGUCAUGAAAUGAACUGGAAUUAUGUGAUCCUUAUUGAUACAUCAAUCAAUCACUUAAUCAUUAAUAUUAAACUUAUAAAGUC
Molecule: messenger RNA, 1822 nt
Organism: Puntigrus tetrazona (Sumatra barb)
Lineage: Eukaryota; Metazoa; Chordata; Actinopteri; Cypriniformes; Cyprinidae
Gene: igsf5a
Product: immunoglobulin superfamily, member 5a
Exons: 10
Coding region: 487-1467 (326 amino acids)
Biological process (GO): cell-cell adhesion
Source: RefSeq, a predicted model, not a curated record